Messenger RNA from Xiphias gladius (swordfish), 2093 nucleotides. Its product is annotated as protein NipSnap homolog 2-like. The record is from RefSeq and is a predicted model, not a curated record. The transcript has 11 exons. NCBI's taxonomy places the organism in Eukaryota, Metazoa, Chordata, Actinopteri, Istiophoriformes, Xiphiidae. Bases 16 to 1026 code for a protein of 336 amino acids. Gene Ontology annotation, cellular component: mitochondrion.
UGUACUUUUCCUUCUAUGACAAGUCAAGAUGUCUGUUGUCAAAAAAGCAGUUUGAUCAAUAAUAAGGGCCCUGGUCAUGAGGUCUGGGCGCUGCGGUGCUGCAGCGCCACCCGGUGGUCAGGCCCGGGAACAGCCUCUGCUCGGUGUGCUGUAGCACAGUUGAAGAUGGCGACCGGAGUCCUUCAGAGAGUCAGCGGAGGCUUGGGUCGGGCUGAAGGCAGGGCCCGCUCGGUCGGACAGCUCGUCCUCUGGAGCAGGGGUUUUGCGACAUCAAGCAGCAGAAACAGAGAGGACAGCUGGUUUAAAUCACUGUUUGUGAGGAAGGUUGAUCCAAGGAAAGAUGCACACUCCAACCUACUGACCAAAAACGAGGAAAGUAACCUCUACAAAAUUCAGUUCCAUAAUGUGAAGCCAGAGUGCCUGGAUGCAUACAACAAACUCUGCGAGGAUGUUUUGCCUUCCAUCCAUGCUGAUAAGUACUACCCCUGUGAGCUGGUGGGAACCUGGAAUACCUGGUAUGGAGAACAAGACCAGGCUGUUCAUCUGUGGCGUUACAGAGGUGGAUACCCGGCUCUAACGGAGGUGAUGAACAAGCUCAGACAGAACAAGGACUUCACGGCUUAUAGGCAGGAACGGGGUAAGAUGCUGUUGUCUCGCAGGAACCAGCUUCUUUUGGAGUUCAGCUUCUGGAACGAGCCUGUCCCCCGAGAGGGCCCCAAUAUCUAUGAGCUCAGGUCCUACCAGCUCAGGCCAGGAACCAUGAUCGAGUGGGGUAAUUACUGGGCCCGGGCCAUUGGAUACCGCCAGCACAACAGAGAAGCUGUGGGAGGGUUUUUCUCACAGAUAGGCAACCUCUACAUGGUUCAUCACCUCUGGGCUUACAAAGACCUUCAGUCCAGGGAAGACACGAGGAAUGCUGCCUGGCAGCAGGAGGGCUGGCACGAGGUGGUGUAUUACACAGUUCCUCUCAUCCAGCAUAUGGAUUCCAGGAUUAUGAUCCCAACAAAGGCUUCCCCGCUGCAGUGAAAUGAGAAAUGAGCUGGAAGCUGAAAUGAAGUGGCACCCUAUCGAAUGUUAACAUCCAUCCAGAGCAUCACUAUCAUGUUUUCGACCUUUUGUCAGUGCUGCCAGACAACAACUCUUCUCUUUUCUUGUCUUUGCUUCAAAACUUCAAGAUGUCACUAGGUCAGGGGAGACAACAAUGCUUACCAUGUAUGUGGAAUUAAAAUGGUCCAAGCCACUUCCAGCACUUGACGACGCACAACUUCUUUUUUUCUGGUUCUGGAACAGGAUGAGUAAAUUUGGCCAAUUUAAAUGUCCUGAUGGUUGUACGUCUAGAGCUACAUUAAAGCUGGACCAGGAAGAGAGCCCAUCUCUAAGUUUAGAAUCAACCAAAGUUACUUGAAAAGCAGCUGUAUGGUGUGUAAGUGUGAGAACAGAUAGAAAAAAAAUAGUACUGCUGAAGCUCACUGCACAAUGUAGUGGCUACUUAUUUAUUUAAUGUAAAUUUGGAAUACUUAUAUUAUCUAAGUGUGCUGAGGAGUUGGUAUUUAGAUGUAAGCCAUGCCAUUGCUGAGUGAAGUGAGAGAAAGCCUCUGUAUACUUAUGAAAACUGUAUUUCUGUUGCAAAUCAUGAUGAAGACGAUACAGUAUGACAUGGUGUAAAAUUAAACCUCAGAAUUUUAUAAUCAAGGUCUAUUAUACAUCAAACAUGACCUUUUUUGCAAACUAUUCCUUUCAGUUGCUUUGUCUGGAUGUUCCUAAGUUCCCUGUCAUGGUAAUAUUGAUGUUUCAUGGUGCUGUGUUUGUAACUAUGGCUUCUACUUUUUUCUUGUGAAGAUGGCAUGCCUGAUUUUAAAAACUGUUUUUAUCUAACAUGUUUUAAUAGGGCAUAACUAUCAUGUAUGAUAAACUCUGAAAAUAAGUGUUACCUAUCAUUGGCUGAGAGGCCAGUCAUGUUGCUGCAUACUGUAAUAUCAGAUUUUAUUGUGAAAGGAAGCAUGUUUAUCUUGUCUUUUCAUUCAUUGGUUCAUAGGGAACAGCGUAGAGUGAAGGACAGCAACGCCAACACAGAUUAAAGUAGACAAACAACA